AUGUCGUUCCAAACUACCCCAGCAUCGUCCAUGGUGGACAAUGAGAAGCCUGUAUCACCAACGUCUAUCAGCAAGAACAAUGAUCCUGUUCAUAACACCACAGAAGCAGCAGCAUUGCCAGUAGUCGACGACCACCAACCGCAGCCCGCCGACAUCGAGAAAGGCCCCGGUGCACCCUCUGGCCCACCACCCGGAGCCUUCAACCCUCGCGACAACCCUGAUGGCGGCCGCGAAGCCUGGCUAUGCGCUCUAGGCGGCUUCUGCAUCCUCUUCUGCUCCUUCGGCUGGAUCAACGCCGUAGGAGUAUUUCAAGCAUACUACCAGACCCAUCAACUCUCCUCCUACGCCCCUAGUACCGUAUCGUGGAUCUCCUCGCUGGAACUCUUCUUCAUGUUCGGCGGCGGGCCGAUAAUCGGGAAGCUGUAUGAUAAUUAUGGACCGAGAUGGUUGUUGAUCGUGGGCACGUUCAUGCAUGUGUUUGGGAUCAUGAUGACGAGUUUGUGCACGGAGUAUUAUCAGUUUAUCCUGGCGCAGGGGAUCUGUUCGCCAAUUGGAGCCAGUAUGAUCUUCUAUCCGGCGAUGAGCACCAUUACUACCUGGUUCUUCCAGAAGAGGGCGUUCGCGUUUGGAAUCAUUGCUAGUGGGAGCUCGCUGGGAGGCGUGAUCUUUCCGAUUAUGAUCCAGCGCUUGAUUGUGGAGGUUGGAUUCGGUUGGGCUCUUCGAGUCGCAGGGUUUCUGAUCCUCUUCAUGAUGAUCAUCGCCAACUUGACCGUCAAGUCCCGAGUCCCACCUUUCAAAAAGCCGUGGAAUGUGAUGGAGUUCAUCCGACCACUUCAAGAAGUUCCCUUCGAUCUAGUCUCCAUUGGCUCCUUCCUCUUCUUCAUGGGCAUGUUCCUACCCAUCACCUUUAUCAUCCUCGAAGCCGAGCACUUCGGCAUGGCUCCAAGUCUGGCACAAUACCUCGUCGCCGUACUGAACGCGGCCAGUCUGUUUGGUAGGACAAUACCGGGGUAUGUUGCGGAUAAGAUUGGGAGAUUCAAUAUGAUGGUCAUCAUGUGUUUCUUCACUGCAAUCCUCAUCCUGGCGAUGUGGGUCCCGUCGACCGGCAAUGCACCCAUCAUUGUCUUCGCCGCCCUUUUCGGGUUUGGCAGUGGAGCCUUCGUCUCUCUAGCACCAUCCCUCAUCGCCCAGAUCUCUGACGUCCGUCAAAUCGGUGUGCGCACCGGCACACUUUUUGCCGUCAUAUCAGUAGCGGCACUCAUCUCGAAUCCAAUCGGUGGUGCACUCAUCACGCGAUGGCAUGGCAGUUACACUGGUCUGCAGAUAUAUGGUGGUGUAAUGACUCUUGCUGGAUCAGUGUUCAUCCUGGCUGCUCGGGUGAAGCUGGCAGGUUGGAAAGUAAUGACGAAGUAUUGA
Messenger RNA from Recurvomyces mirabilis, 1416 nucleotides. RefSeq lists its product as uncharacterized. The record is from RefSeq and is a predicted model, not a curated record. Gene Ontology annotation, biological process: transmembrane transport. The transcript has 6 exons. Gene Ontology annotation, molecular function: transmembrane transporter activity. Lineage: Eukaryota; Fungi; Ascomycota; Dothideomycetes; Mycosphaerellales; Teratosphaeriaceae. Gene Ontology annotation, cellular component: membrane. The coding region runs from base 1 to 1416 and encodes 471 amino acids.